UUUCAAACUUCAAAUUUCAAUGUUCAAAGUUCAACUAAACGUGCAGUGGGGUGUGGCGAGCACUGAAGAGUUAAUAGAGUGAACUUCCCGGUCCUUUUCAUCUUCGUCGGAAUGCAGGAUUCAAAAUCAUUUGGAAUAAAGCAAGAAGGGUAUCAUAAUCCUUCAUCCAUCAUGAAAACAGAGGAAUUCUCGCUCCGACGCAGCAAAGUGAAGCAAGCAUUGAUGAUAUUUCGGAACUUGUUUUCAAAACUCUUUAGCGAGUACAAAACAGAUCACUAUGAUAAUGUGAAAGCAAAAUUUAAAGCUUUGAAUGAUGCUGCAAUGUUGAUGCAGAGGAAGCAUCAAUGGGUGAACUGCCAAAAACGGGUGGGGCAUGUCCCCGGGAUUGAAGUUGGAGACCGAUUUCAGUAUAGGAAUGAACUCAAUGUUGUCGGCCUCCAUCGCCAGUUUGUCAAUGGAAUCGAUUACGUGGGGAAGGGCAAGAACUCUUUAGCCACAAGCAUUGUUGUAACCAAUCGCUACGAUAAUGCUAGAAAUCAUGGUGGUUCAUUGGUUUAUAGUGGUCAUGGAUGGAAUCCUAAUGUGAAAGGUGGAUCUAUGCCCCGUGAUCAAAAGUUGGCCGGCGGAAAUCUUGCUUUGAAGAAUAGCAUGGAUGCUAAGAGUCCCGUGCGGGUUAUAUUGAAGGUUGAUGGAAAAUCUGGUGGAGGCAUAGAGAAGAAAACCAAUGAUAAAUUCUCAUAUAUAUAUGAUGGAUUGUAUUUUGUUGAGAAGAUGAUACAAGAAAGAGGAACUCAUGGGAAACUUGUAUUCAAGUUUUUGUUGAACAAACUUGAAGAACCUUCAACUUGUGUUCCCCCCAAGGAUGAGGUUAUCAAGAAUGUCAACAAAUUUGGGCAACUUGAUAUUUUCACUUUGAGGAAAAGGCUCAAAACUAAAGGUUGUGCAACUAAAAAUGAUGUUAUUAUCAUGAAUGAUAUCUCUAACGGACAAGAGAAGUUUCCUAUUCGAGUCGUUGCAUCAACUGAUGGUAUUAAAAGGCCUCCAUCUUUUGAUUACAUAGUAAACAACAUUUAUGUUGAUAGCUUCGAGAAGCCAAUGUUAUGUGGUUGUGACUGCGUAAAUGGAUGUGUGGAUUGGGAGAAAUGUAUCUGUGUUUUUAAGAAUGGUGGAACAAUACCAUAUGACUCUAAGAAAAGGCUUGCUUCUGGAUUGGAAUCACGUGUUAUAUACGAGUGCGGCUCUUCUUGCAAGUGUUCCUCGUCUUGCUCCAACCGAUUAAGUCAACAUGGCCUUCAAUUCCAACUUGAAAUCUUCAACUCCGAAUCAAAGGGCUGGGGUGUUAGAACGCGCUCUUUCAUUCCUGCUGGAAGCUUUGUUUGUGAGUACAUUGGUGAAGUCCAUCAUCAUAGAGAAGCUGGAUCUAGGCAAAAAGUUGAUAGUUAUGUUGUAACUAUGGUUGUUGAAAAGUGUUUCAUUGAUGCUGCAAGACGGGGAAACAUUGGAAGAUUCAUAAACCAUAGCUGUUCUCCUAAUCUUCAAGUCAUGGAGGUUAUGUAUGAUGACAAUGAUAAGAACCUUCCCCAUAAAAUCUUUUUUGCAUUACAGGACAUACCUGCUGGAAGAGAGCUGAGUUUUGAUUACAACAUCUGCAAGCCAAGGGUUAUCGGGACUGGCAGCAACAUUUGCCAAUGUGGUUCGCCCAAAUGCGUUGGGCGAAUUUACGUUUAAAGGUAUCAACACCAUCCUUUUUGGUGUAUGGUGAUAGAAAAUUAGGUUGCUAGAAGUUUAACAUUAGAUGAUAGUUUAACUAAUUAGAUGGUUUUAAAAGAAGUGGUUAUAGUUCUUACCAUGUAAAGAAAGCUGUAGUAGCUAUUAAAAUAGUUCUAGAGUCAUGGCAAUGCUAGCUUGUGUGAGUAUCUGCUCUAGUAGAUUUUGGAAUAGAACUCAAUUCUAUGAUAAUAGUUGUUAGUUCCUGUAUAUGUUAAAUGGAAACUGACUUAAAUAGUAGACUAUCCAUUAUGAUGUGUGUGUAUCCAUGUUUUGCAUUCACUAUC
Messenger RNA from Arachis stenosperma, 2054 nucleotides. Its product is annotated as histone-lysine N-methyltransferase, H3 lysine-9 specific SUVH5-like. The record is from RefSeq and is a predicted model, not a curated record. The coding region runs from base 112 to 1728 and encodes 538 amino acids. Gene Ontology annotation, molecular function: protein binding; zinc ion binding; histone methyltransferase activity. The transcript has 3 exons. Lineage: Eukaryota; Viridiplantae; Streptophyta; Magnoliopsida; Fabales; Fabaceae. Gene Ontology annotation, cellular component: nucleus.